Nelumbo nucifera (sacred lotus) is the source of this 829-nucleotide messenger RNA. RefSeq names its product auxin-induced protein 15A-like. NCBI's taxonomy places the organism in Eukaryota, Viridiplantae, Streptophyta, Magnoliopsida, Proteales, Nelumbonaceae. The record is from RefSeq and is a predicted model, not a curated record. Gene Ontology annotation, biological process: response to auxin.
GAAGAUGAUCAGUACGUAAUGUUGAAAAGUCAAAGUUAAACCAGGUUGUCUUCUUCUUCUGGUGAAUCUGGUCAUAGGAAAAUCACCAGAACCAUAGAUUCCAAUUUAUCAUUUUCCAGACAUUCCCCUCAAGGCCUCAAAUACAAAUUCUCCUCUCACUUCCAUCAUUUCUCAAUUCUCAUACAGCUAUAGCUGUAAGACUAUUCAUUCCUCUCUCUAUCUCUCUUAAACUGUCUCUUCCCUCUUAUUCUACUCAAAACUUAGAAGGAUGCUUGGGAAGAAGAUGGAGUCAGUUAAGAAGCUGGCAAAGAAGGUGAAGGUGAUCGGCGGCAGCGGCCGUGAAUCGUCGCAUUAUGAAUGCUUGCUUAGUGAUUCAGAAGACUCUAUCUCGGCCACAACUCCAAACGGGUUCUUGGCGAUUUAUGUAGGAGAGGAGCGACAGAGGUUCGUGGUGCCUACAGGCUUCCUCUCGCAUCCUCUCUUCAAGAUGUUGCUGGAGAAGGCCUAUAAUGAGUUUGGGUUUGAGCAGAGGAAUGGGUUGGUGGUUCCAUGUACCGUCUCUACUUUCCAGGAGGUAAUGAAUGUGGCUGAGUGUUGUCAUGGGCAGUUUAAUCUUGGGAACUUGGUUGAGGAGUUCAUAUAGUUUUGCUUCUGUGCGUGUGAGAGGGAGAGGAAGCAAUUUUGAUCCUUUGUAAGUAUUCACGUGUUAUAAUCUGUCAUGUGAGUUUAUGAUCCCAUGCAGUGUUUUGCAACCACUAUACAUCAUGUAAUAUAACUCAAGAAGAAAUUUCCACAGAAUGGCAAAUUCAAAAGAAACCUUAAUUUUUUU